Parathielavia appendiculata is the source of this 1301-nucleotide messenger RNA. Its product is annotated as cleavage and polyadenylation specificity factor, 25 kDa subunit. Lineage: Eukaryota; Fungi; Ascomycota; Sordariomycetes; Sordariales; Chaetomiaceae. Gene Ontology annotation, cellular component: mRNA cleavage factor complex. The record is from RefSeq and is a predicted model, not a curated record. Bases 249 to 1046 code for a protein of 265 amino acids. Gene Ontology annotation, molecular function: mRNA 3'-UTR AU-rich region binding. The transcript has 2 exons.
GAAACUAUCGCGAUCCACAUUCGAUCUCCACUUCACACCUCACAGCCAAACCCAGACCGGCUCAAACAACCUCGUGCAACGAAUUCCAUUUUGUCCUGCUACAAGCCGGCAUCUACAAACCAGGGCCACAAUCAACAUCACUGGGAUUCGCACUUGUCCAUUGUAUCUACAACCAUUGUUUGUUAAAUUGUCCCAUCCAAAACCGUCGCAUCUAAGAGCAUCGCAUCGAUCUGCCACCAAGCCCCACGAUGUCGACCAUCACGCCAACGGCACUGCAGAGCUCGCAGCCGCCAAUCAUUCCCCUGCCUUUCAACGCGAACCAGCCUGAGACAAUCCGCCUGUACCCGCUCUCCAACUACACCUUCGGUGUCAAGGAGACGCAACCGGAGGAGGACCCGAGCGUGUUGGCGCGGCUGAAGCGGCUCGAGGAGCACUAUCAGGCGCACGGGAUGCGGCGGACAUGUGAAGGCAUUCUGGUGUGCCACGAGCACAAUCACCCACAUAUCCUGAUGCUGCAGAUUGCCAACGCCUUCUUCAAACUCCCCGGCGAUUACCUGCGACCCGAGGACGAGGAGAUCGAGGGAUUCAAGGCGCGCCUGGACGAGCGGCUUGCGCCUGUGGGCAGCCUCGGCGAGGGCAACAAGGCUGGCGACUGGCAGGUGGGUGACUGCCUCGCGCAGUGGUGGCGGCCGAACUUCGAGACGUUCAUGUACCCGUUUGUGCCGGCACACAUCACGCGGCCCAAGGAGUGCAAGAAGCUCUAUUUUAUCCAACUGCCGCAGUCGAAGGUCCUCAGCGUUCCCAAGAACAUGAAGCUACUCGCGGUCCCGCUUUUUGAGUUGUACGAGAACACACAAAGAUACGGCCCCCAGCUGUCCGCCAUCCCUCACUUGCUCAGCCGCUACAACUUUGAGUUUGUCAAUGAGGAUGGGGAGGUGGUGGCCGUCACGCCCGGUGCUGGCACGAGCGACGGCUAUGUUCCCAAGACGAAAGUUCUGGCCGGAGGCGACGACGUUGACAUGAAGACGGAGAACGGGACACAUUGAUUGGUAGAUGGAUUGGUCAUGGGUUAUGAUAUGGAGCAGGCGUCCGGCGUCCGAGAUCAAGGAUCUUGAAACAGGAACGUACGGGUAAAUUUUUGACGGCAGAGGCUUGGGUGUCCCUCUUGACGAGGGCCAGCUCGGAAAUAGGUUCAAAUUUUUCAGACACGAAAGCUAUGCCUUUUCACCCUGGAUGGUGGCUACUAUCUUGCGGGUGUGUUUCAUGGCGCGGAAUUCUAGGUACCAGAUACCCUGCCACGU